AUGCGGCGGGAAGAUGACCACAUCGAAUGCAACGCGCUAAAGUUCUGUCCAAAAUCUCAUCCGCAGGACUACGGCAAAACUUACCACCGCAGCUGUGCCAAGCGCGGAGGGCCUCCACAGCUGCCACCAUUAGUCGGCCAGCCGGCCUGGACUCAGAAAUGCGGCUGGUGGCUGGACGACGCCACCAACGACUUCUGCUACCUGAUGAUCCGCCAGCCCAUCAAGACCUGGCAGGAGGCGCAAGCCGACUGCCAACGCCUCCAAGGGAACCUGCUCAGCAUCACCGACGAUGAUGAGCAGCGCUUUGUAUAUGGUUACGUCAAGCCUCUGACGAAUGCAUCCUCUCUGUGGUUGGGCGCCGAUGUCUCCGUCAGUGCCAAAGGCAGCGAGUGGGCUGACGGAUCCCCGAUCGAAUACGUCCGCCCGACUUCAGGUACCGUCGAUGGUAAUUGUCUUUCCUUCCUCACUGGCGACGGCGACUGGAAGUACGACUCGUGCAACAACGAGAGAGGUUACGUCUGCAAGAAAAGAGGAAAUGUAAAGGCUACGCCGGCGGCUCCUGACUCCAACAAGUGUCUUCCCGGGUGGCUCGAGCAUGACUCCAGCUGCUACAAGAAGGAGAUGAUUCCCAACGGUUGGCUGGGGGCCUGGCACCACUGCUUCUGGGUGGGCGGCAACCUGCUCUCCAUCACCUCCUCGGCCGAGGAGGACUUUGUGAAGCGCACCAUGGGCGAGGACACCCGCUUCUGGCUGGGACUCUCCAACCAGAAAUGCGGCAAGGUCUGGUGUCGCUUUGAAGGCGGGAGCCAGAACCUGACCUGGUCCGAUAAUCAGACAACGACAUACACCAACUGGGCCUUAAAUCAAGUCGAAAGUGCCGACGUUGCGUCCUGCGCCUACGUCAACCAAGGGGGAAGUGGUGAGCCUGGCAAGUGGAGGUCUGGCUCCUGUCAUUCCUCAUUGGCCUACAUGUGCAAACGGCCGCUGAGCUGCCCGAAGGGACAGACGUGUUCCCCCAAAAGGGGUCCUGCUGUAGUGAAGACCUCCGACUGCCAGGACAACACCUUCCACUAUGGCGAUUAUUGUUAUCGUUACGAGAAGACGGAAAAAACCUUUGACAAUGCCGAGAAGUUGUGUCGUUCCCGGGAAGGCCACCUGGCUAGCGUCCACUCCAAGGAAGAGGCCCAAUUUGUGUAUGAUCACUCGCAGACCUCACAAUCUGUUUUCGUGGGACUCAAGAAGGAGGACGACGACUACGAGUGGAGUGAUGGAACAACUUAUGACUACAACAACUGGAAAAAUGACACCAAGGGGGACUGUGCAUUCCCAAAUUCUGUUGGGGAGUUGAGUGCCAGCUCCUGCACAACGGAGCGGCCAUUUGUCUGCAAAAGAGCCCAGCACGGAGGGCUUCCACAGCUGCCAUCACUAGUCGGCCAACCGAGAUGGACUGACACAUGCGGCUGGUGGUUGAACAACCCAACCAACGACUUCUGCUACCUGAUGAUGCGCCAGCCCACCAAGACCUGGCAGGAGGCGCAAGCCAACUGCCAACGCCUCCACGGGAACCUGCUCAGCAUCACCGACAACCAUGAGCAGACCUUUGUACAUGGUUACGCCAUGUCUCUGCCCUCUCUGUGGUUGGGCGCCGAUGUCUCCACCACGGAAGAUGACGCCCAAUGGAUUGACGGAUCCCCGUUCACUUACAUCCACUCGAGUGCCGGUGACGCCGAAGGUGGGAAGUGUCUUUCCUUAAUCACUGACAGUGGCGACUGGAAGCACGACACGUGCGACGAGAAGAGAAGCUACGUCUGCAAGAAGACGAAAAAAGGAGUGGCAGAACUUUCGCUGUCUUCUGACGCCAGCAGGUGUGCUCCCGGAUGGCUCGAGCACGACUCCAGCUGCUACAAGAAGGAGAUGGAGCCCAACGGUUGGCUGGGGGCCUGGCACCACUGCGUCUGGGAGGGCGGCGACCUGCUCUCCAUCACCUCCUCGGCCGAGGAGGACUUUGUGAAGCGCACCAUGGGCGAGGAUACCCGCUUCUGGCUGGGACUCUCCAACCAGAAAUGCGACGAGUUCUGGUGUCGCUUUGAAGGCGGGAGCCAGAACCUGACCUGGUCCGAUGGCCAGACAACAACACACCGCAACUGGGCCUCAAAUCAACUCGAAAGCGCCAACGUUGCGUCCUGCGCCUACGUCAACCAAGGGGGAAGGGGUGAGCCCGGCAUGUGGAGGUCUGGCUCCUGUGAUUCCUCGUUGGCCUACAUGUGCAAACGGCCGCUGAGCUGCCUGGAGGGACGGACGUGUUCCCCCAAAAGUGGUCUUGCUGUCAUGAAGACUUCCACCUGCGACAAUGGCAACCUACUGUAUGGCGAUCAUUGCUACUUUUACUCGAAGCUGUACAAAGAUUGGGAGGAUGCCGAGAAGUUCUGUGUUGCCCAGAGUGGCCACCUGGCUAGCGUCCACUCAUGGCAAGAGGCUCAAUUCGUGUUUGAUCACUCGCAAAGCGUUUGGUAUUCUUGGCUGGGACUGAAGAAGAAAAGCAACAACUAUGAGUAUAGUGACGGAACAGCUUUUGACUAUGCCGAGUGGCAAAAUGACACCACGGGGGCCUGCGCAUUCCCAAAUUCUGUUGGGAAGAUCGGCGGCAGCCCCUGCACAACAAAGCGGCCAUUUGUCUGCAAAACAGCCAAGCGUGGAGGGCCUCGACAGCUGCCACCAUUAGUCAGCCAACAGGGCUGGACUGACAAAUGCGGCUGGUGGCUGGACGACCCCACCAACGACUUCUGCUACCUGAUGAUCCCCCAGCCCACCAAGACCUGGCAGGAGGCGCAAGCCGACUGCAAAGGCCGCCAAGGGAACCUGCUCAGCAUCGCCGACUCGGCCGAGCAGGGCUUCGUACGCGGUAUCGCCAAGCUUCUGGGGAUGAAUGAUGAUGCCUCACUGUGGUUGGGCGCCGACGCCUCCAUCAAGCGUGACGGCGACAAGUGGACUGACGGAUCCCCCUUCUCUUACCUCCACUCGAGUGCAGGUGUCGCUGAAGGGGGGAAAUGCCUUUCCUUGCUCACUGGCAGCGGCGACUGGAAGCGCGACAAGUGCGACGAGAAGAGAGGCUACGUCUGCAAGAAAAGAGGAAAGACACAUCAGCUGCCGCCACAUGACGGCUACAAGGAGGAACUUCACUGCCAAGACGAUUGGAAAUCCCUUGAAUGUCCCGAUGAAAGAGUCAUCCGCAUACGGUGGGCUUUCCAUGGACGGAAGCGUAGCGACGUCUGUCCGAGUGGCGGCAGCGGAUCACGCGAUGACUGCAGGGUGGAAGGGGCUCUCCGGUACUUUAGAGGAUUGUGUGACAACUAUCAGAUUUGCCCCAUUUACCCCAUUUACCUUACGGAUACGGACUCCUGCCCUGGUGUCUCCAAAUACCUCCACGUCGUCUACAGCUGCGAGAAGAAAGUGUGUCUUGAUAGUCUGGGCAUCGCUGACGGGAGAAUCCCAGACUCUUCUUUUUCAGCCUCUUCCUCUGCGAUCAAUGCCGAACCUCACAAAGCGCGUCUGGGGGGCAGCGGUUGCUGGAAACCGUCCAAAAUACUCGGCAGCUGGAUCCAGGUGAACCUCGGUCAGAACUUCAAGGUGACAGGCGUCGAGACCCAGAGCUGUACAUACCGAUUGCAAAGUUCCAGCAGAUUUGCGAUGCUGUUCAGUACUGACGGAGUGACUUGGCAUCGCCACCCAGUACAGCCUGCCUUGGGGACGUAUAUUCUAACCAGGCCCGUGUUCGCCCAGUACGUCCGCCUCCUGCCAAUGUUUUUGGGCCUACGCUUUGACGUCUUAGGGUGCACGUCUGACGACACCCCUCGCAACAUCUUAUGCAACAGCACAGCCACCGACCUCGGCCUCAACGGUUCAAUGACGGUCCGGUGCCCACUGGGCUGCGCCCAAGCUGACUACGCGGUCUACGGAACACGGAUCUACGAACAAGACUCAAACAUCUGUGCGGCUGCUAUUCACUCGGGCAUCAUUGAGAUUGGAGGAGAUGUGACUUUGCUGAAGAGCCUGCCACAGAAAGCCUACAAAGGCUCCACCUGUAACGGAAUCAUCUCGAAAGUAUAUGUUGACAAAUUGGCUACGUUUCCGUCCUUCACUUUUGCUGACAUGGAGCCGAGAUGCUCGGGACCUGACUGGGAGGAGUUUGCGGACUUCUGCUACAAACAUUUUGACACUAAGAAGUCGUGGUACGGCGCUCGACACUCCUGCUGGGGUCUCGAUGCCAAUCUGGUGUCCUUUCGCUCUGAGACUGAGCGGGAUUGGCUGCAGGACCUCAUGAAGCUUGCCCCUGGAGACACGUGGACCGGACUGAACGACCUGGUCAAUCGCGGCAGAUUCGUGUGGUCGGACCGCCAGAAGGUGCCGACCUUCACCAACUGGGCUCCUCCAGGAAGACCUACCGGCCUGAUGGAGAAUUGCGUGGCCGCCUUGAGCCAGUCUGGCAAAUGGAAGAAGAUGUCCUGCAUGGAAUUAAACGGCUACGUGUGUAAGAUGCCCGUAGCGCGUUAUCCGCUGGAUUUGGAAAGUGCCAAUGCAAGUUGCUAGUAUUCAUAUGAAUGCAAUUGACCUUGCAUGAUCAUUCUGCUUGGUUUACCAUGCAUUUUGAUUGAUUUACCAUGCAUUGUUAUGAUUGAUUAACCAUGCAUGAGUCUUUUUGUUAGAUUUACCAUGUGUUAUUAUUCUGUUUAAGUUACCAUGCAUUCUUCUUCUUGACUUAACAUGUGAUAUUAUGAUUUACCAUGCAUUCUUAUUAUUUUGUUAAAUUUACCAUGCAUUAUUAUGAUUGAUUAACCAUGCAUUAGUCUUUUUGUUAGAUUUACAGUGUUAUUAUUCAGUUUAAGUUACCAUGCAUUCUUCUUCUUCUUCUUGAUUUAACGUGAUAUUAUGAUUUACCAUGCAAUAUUAUUUUGUUCAAUUUACCAUGUGAUAUUAUGAUUGAUUAACCAUGCAUUAGUAUUUUUGUUAGAUUUACCAUGUGUUAUUAUUCCGUUUAAGUUACCAUGCAUUCUUCUUCUUCUUGACUUAACAUGUGAUAUUGUGAUUUACCAUAUUAUUUUGUUCAAUUUACCAUGCAUUUUUAUGAUUGAUGAACCAUGCAGUAGUCUUUUUGUUAGACUUACCAUUCUGUUUAAGUUA
This is a messenger RNA of Syngnathus acus (greater pipefish), 5178 nucleotides long. Its product is annotated as C-type mannose receptor 2-like. NCBI's taxonomy places the organism in Eukaryota, Metazoa, Chordata, Actinopteri, Syngnathiformes, Syngnathidae. Gene Ontology annotation, molecular function: carbohydrate binding; signaling receptor activity. The coding region runs from base 1 to 4587 and encodes 1528 amino acids. The transcript is spliced from 42 exons. The record is from RefSeq and is a predicted model, not a curated record.